This is a messenger RNA of Microsporum canis CBS 113480, 2418 nucleotides long. Its product is annotated as bimA. NCBI's taxonomy places the organism in Eukaryota, Fungi, Ascomycota, Eurotiomycetes, Onygenales, Arthrodermataceae. Bases 1 to 2418 code for a protein of 805 amino acids. The transcript has 4 exons. Gene Ontology annotation, biological process: cell division. Gene Ontology annotation, molecular function: protein binding. The record is from RefSeq and is a predicted model, not a curated record.
AUGGCUCCAUCGGCGCCUCACAUCUCCAGCCAGCUACGGCAGCUUAUAUACUAUCAUCUCGAUAACAAUCUCCUUCGAAACGCCCUUUUCCUCGCCGGUCGUCUCCAUGCGUUCGAGCCUCGGUCGUCUGAGGCCGCAUAUCUACUCUCGCAGUGUCUGCUACAGUCUGGACAGCCAAAGUAUGCCUGGGAGGUCUGUCGCAAUGCGGGAUCGCGCGGGACCCAUGUAGGAUGUGCCUAUGUCUAUGCUCAGACUUGUCUCGAUCUCGGACACUACAUGGAGGGAAUCACUGCACUGGAGAGGAGCAAGACUCAGUGGACGUCAAAGAACAACUGGAAUAAACACAGUGAAAACAGACGACAGCAUCUGCCUGAUGCAGCCGCAGUCCUUUGUCUUCAGGGGAAACUGUGGCAUGCGCACAAAGACAUACACAAAGCUGUCGACUGCUAUGUCGAAGCUCUCAAGCUCAAUCCGUUUCUCUGGGAUGCGUUUCUCGGUCUGUGUGAGACAGGUGCAAACGUCAGGGUGCCGAAUAUCUACAAGAUGACGCCAGAAAUGGUAGCCAUGCUCACUCCGUCGACCUCAGAGAGCUCGUUUUCAGAUAAAGCCACCACCAAUGGCCAGCCACUGCAGGUACAGCCAAAUGUCAAUCACAACAUUGACCCUUUUCUAUCCAUGAACGGUCCUAGCUACGGUAGCUCUGCCCUGUGGGAGAAACUUAACGGAAGCAGCGUCAGCGUGGCCUCUGGUUGUGCAGCCGUCCCCGAAGGACUCGAAACUCCAAUUGCCCAUAGCGAUUCAGAUGAUUUCCGUGUCCGGCCCGGUGCAAGCGCGGGAGAGUCGUACGGGGAACCGCCGUUUGCGCCCGCUCGCAAGCAACGGUCUAUGCAGGUGUUAGGCGUCGAGGGCUGUGGCGAUAUACCGCGGAUGAAGCCAACCGGCACCCGAUCCAAAUCGAAACCAAAGGCAGGAUCCUCCGAAGAAACGGCGUCCAGUAAGGAAUCCACCUCGUCACAGCAGACUGCUUCGGCAACGGAUCGCAAACGGACUGUAUCCGGGCAUAUAGCGCCCGCGAAUUCAUCAACGCAGCAACCAGUUGAGCCUGGCGCUCCCCAACGACGAAGCGUCCGUCUGUUCAACCAGAUUCGGCCAGCAAGCAAGUUCUCUACUUCAGCUGCCGGCCUGGGGCCGCGGGAAGGACGAGAGAUCAAGAAAGCAAAGCCUGCCAGCUCGAAGAGCCGCAGCACCGCCACCGCCGCUCCCCUGGGACGAACAACGACUUCAUCCAGGAAACAAGGCGGCGAACCAACGGAUGUUGACAGCAAAGAAAGCCGGUCGGUUGGAAACUCCUCGGAAUCUCUCAAUGGACCGUCGAGGACACAAGUACCGGAUAAGUCAAAGGAGAUUGACGCUCUAGGCUGGACGCUGGAUCUAUUUUCAAGGUUGGCGAGCGGGUACUCGGCAUUAUGCAGCUACCGGUGUCAAGAUGCUCUUCAGAUAUUCAACUCUCUCCCACAGAACCAGCGGGAAACGCCCUGGGUAUUGUCUCAGAUUGGCCGAGCUUAUUACGAGCAGGCCUUGUACAGUGAUGCAGAAAAAUACUUCAUCAGGGUGAGAACCAUAGCGCCAUCGCGGAUGGAAGGGAUGGAGGUCUACUCCACCGUACUCUGGCACCUGAAGAACGAGGUUGAACUGGCCUACCUUGCACAUGAGCUAAUGGAUACCGAUCGCCUGGCAUCCGAAUCGUGGUGUGCGAUUGGAAACUCCUUCUCUCUGCAGGGGGAUCAUGACCAGGCGCUGAAGUGCUUCAAAAGAGCAACUCAGCUAGAUCCCAGGUUCGCGUACGGCUACACUCUACAGGGCCAUGAGUACAUGUCCAACGAAGAAUACGACAAGGCUCUGGAUGCAUACCGACAUGCUAUCAACGCCGACCCACGUCACUACAGCGCCUGGUACGGUCUUGGAAAGGUCUAUGAGCGAAUGGGCAAGCUCAAGUUCGCCGAACAGCACCUCCGCACUGCAUCGAAUAUCAAUCCAGCCAACGUCGUCUUGAUCUGCAGUAUAGGACUGGUCCUAGAGCGCCAGAAUAACCUCAAGGCCGCGCUGUUACAAUAUAGCCGAGCCUCGUCCCUAUCACCACAGUCCGUCCUAGCUCGACUGCGUAAAGCUCGAACAUUACUAAAACUGAACGAGGUAAAUCUUGCUCACAUCGAGCUGAAAGUGCUAAAAGACGUGGCGCCAGACGAGCCCAACGUACACUAUCUAUUAGGCAAGCUGUACAAAAUGAUGCAGGACAAGGGCAAUGCAAUAAAACACUUUACGACCGCCCUGAACUUGGAUCCAAAGGCUGCUCAAUUCAUCAAGGAAGCCAUGGAAUCCCUUGAGAACCCUGAUGACGUUGAUGAUGACAUGACAUGA